Molecule: messenger RNA, 10252 nt
Organism: Monascus purpureus
Lineage: Eukaryota; Fungi; Ascomycota; Eurotiomycetes; Eurotiales; Aspergillaceae
Source: the annotation of a GenBank genome assembly
CUUGUCUGUCCUACGCUACCCACCCCAUUGCGUACCUGACUUUCAUCACCAUCCAGCCCAACUGCGGCAUUCUAUUCUAGUUACUCUUUUGUCUUCUUUUUUAUCUCUUCCCUUUCUUGAUCCCCCGGAAGGCUGCUAUCGAUAACACUUCCGCCUUGGACCCUCACGCGUACAGCUGCAGCCCAAUUCGCUGGAUGGCUGUGAGUUCCAUGUUUUGCGAGUCUUCCCUAUGCUCGCUGGCGUCUCGCGAGAGUACCUAAAAGAAGAGACUCGCCUCAACCUACGAAUUUCGGACAAACUUCCUGGUCUGAACAAACUUUCCCCGGCCAGGCAUACGGCCGCCUUCCGCAACCAUGUUAGAAGGUCUCGUCGCAAACCUGCUCAACCGCUUCCUGGGUAUGUAUGUCAAGAACUUUGAUGCGAAACAGCUCAACGUCGGCAUAUGGUCCGGUGAUGUGAGACUCCACAACCUUGAACUACGUCGGGAAGCUCUCGAUCAACUGCGUCUGCCCCUGAAUGUCGUCGGUGGCCAUCUCGGUCAGCUUACGCUGUCGAUCCCGUGGUCGAAUCUAAGAGGGAAACCUGUCAAGAUCGAUAUUGAGGAUGUGUUUCUUUUAGCCGCACCAAGAGAAGAUGCCGAGUAUGAUGAGGAAGAGGAAGCAAGGAGAGCACAGUCGGUCAAGAUGGAAAAGUUGGAAAAUGCGGAGAUACUCAAGGAACGCAAUACGGAGGGCAUGAGCCAAGAAGAGCAACGCCGGAACCAAAGCUUCACUCAAAGUCUUACUACUGCCAUUAUCGACAACCUUCAGAUAUCUAUUAGAAACGUCCACUUUCGAUACGAAGAUUCAAUCUCUUCACCAGGCCACCCGUUCACAGUCGGCUUCACUUUGAAGGAACUCAGUGCCGUCAGUACCGACUCUGAAUGGAACCCGACAUUUAUCCAGUCGACUUCCGGUACCACCCACAAAUUAGCCAUCCUAAGUGCACUUGCAAUAUAUUGGAAUACAGACGCAGAACUUCUGCGUACCGGUCGGGCCUCUGAUGUAGGCACGGAUGGACUAACCCAUGAGCAACUGACUGAACGACUGAAAUCCGCAAUCGUCAACGAUGGGAAUAAACAGUACAUGCUUCGCCCAGUCAGUGGCCGUGCCGGCCUGGAGUUGGACAAAACUGGGAAGCAUGAUCGACCUGCAAUCAAAGCCAGAUUACUAUUUGACGAAUUGGGCUUUGUCCUGGAUGACGAUCAAUACCGGGAUGCCUUGAUGCUCGUGGAUUUCUUCCAUUACUUUAUUCGCCAUCAAGAAUACAGGAGGUUUCAGCCUAAGUGUCGGCCCAAGGAAGACCCUCGCGCUUGGUUCAAGUUUGCUGGUGACGCUGUACUUCGCAAAAUCCAUGAUAGGAACAGGCGUUGGUCUUGGGACUACAUCAAGGAGCGAAGAGAUGAUCGGUUAGCCUACAUUAAACUGUUCAAGAAGAAGAAGCGCGAUGAGACUCUGUCGCCAGAGGAGUUCAAACAAUUGGAUGCCCUGGAGCGGAAACUUAGCUAUGAGGAUCUCAGGUUCUGGAGGUCGUUGGCACGAAACCAAUUGCGGAAAGAGAACGUUGGCGUCAAGAAACCCGCGAAGCAGCAGACCUGGUCAGAGUGGAUAUGGGGUACUAAGAAAGAAGAAUCCCAGGAGACAACCAUGACUGAAGAGCAACGUCAGGAGCUAUAUAAUGCCAUUGAUUGGGAUGAGAGAAAGGCUCUCGCAGAAGAUGUGGACGUCCCACGGGAAUGGGUCAAAUUCCAAGUCAACUCGAGUCUCGAAGCGGGGAGUUUCACCUUGAGGCGCAAUCCCCAUGGGAAGCCUGUUGAGGUUGCAAAGUUUGUAUUCGACAAUUUCCGGGCGAAAGCUUUACAACGCGUCGACUCGUUCUUUGUGGAACUCGACUUGGGCGGGCUGCGAGUCUAUGAUGGCACGGUAGAACACACUCUCUUCCCUCAGGUAGCCAGAGUGAAGGACUCCCUUCAUCAGCCAAAGGACCGAGGCUCGGAGGCCUCUGAUAAGGGUGACCUGACUGCUGAAGAGGGCGUAUAUGACGAUGAAGAUAGCCUGUUCCACCUUCAAUUGGAAAAGAAUCCUCUCGACAGUGAUGCUGACAGUGCGAUCAAGCUCAAGUUGAAAAGUAUCGAAGUAAUCUAUAACCCCAGAUUCCUCGUUGAGGUUGUCAAAUUCUUCCAGCCUCCGGAGCGACAUAUGGAGUCGAUCGGGGCUCUCUUGGAUACUGCAGGUGCUACAGUAGAGGAGAUCAGGCAGCAGACCCGCGCAGGUUUAGAGUAUACCUUGGAAGAACACAAAAAGGUGGAUGUGCAGUUUGAUAUCCAAGCGCCUUUGAUCAUUGUUCCAGAGAGUGUCACCCAGAAAAGUUCCCUUUGCUUGAUUUUCGAUGCUGGCCAUGUCAGUGUCAACAGCGAGCUGGUGGAUAGACAGGCCAUCAGAGAAAUUCAGUCGAAGCAGAAGCGGCAAUAUAAUGAGGAAGAUUAUAAACAGCUUGAGCAUUUGAUGUAUGACCGGUUCUUGCUCAAGCUCGAUUCCACCCAAGUGCUUAUCGGCCCUGGAAUCGACGAGACGAGGGCACAGCUCAGUUCUGGUGAUACUUCGAAGAACCUACAUCUGAUUGACCGCAUAAACGUGGAUUUCAUGUUGGAAUUGUGCAUUGUCCCAGUAGGCACGGAGCUCACAAGAACGCGCGUGUCUGGACAUCUUCCAGAGUUGCGCGCCUCUAUCUCUGACGCUAAAUAUAAAGGCCUGAUGAAAUUGAUCGGUAUAGCCAUCCCACGCUUUGACGAGGUUUCCGAGGGCCCGAAGGAAGAUAGUCAUCUCCCUUCAAAGAACAGAGCAGGAGAGAUGGCCGCUACCAAUUAUAGACCUAGAUCUUCUUCGUUUCAGCCGUUGCUUGAGAGAGAACUUCCCGUCGUGGACGAAGAUUCUGACAUCGAACCAGAUCAGGAGCAGCUCAAGAAAACCGUUGAGAAACCAAAUAUUCAUCGUCGUGAUUUUCAAUUCAAAUUCACUGUUGGCUGCCUCCGUGGUUCACUGUUUCGUUCUGAUGCGAACGAUCUGCAGAGUGACCGGCUGCUAGCAGAAUUGGUUGCGGAAGGAUUCAAGCUGGACUACUACAUGCGACCGUUUGACAUGGUAGCAGACGUGGUGUUGAAAUCUCUAAGCGUGGACGACUACAUUGAAGAAAACCCGCUUCCGGAAUUCAAGAAUAUCGUAUCGUCCAAGGGCUUCGAUGCCGACGAGGACAAGGACCUGUUUCAUUUGCGUUUUGUUAGAGUGAAGCCUGAGUCGCCCGAAUUUCAGUCAACAUACGAAGGUGUGGAUACGAACCUAGAAAUUUCGGUUUCUACAAUAAACGUCGUUGUCACUAGGAGAACUCUUCUGACUCUCUUGGACUUUAUCCUCCUCACCUUUACAAACCCCGAGCAGCCUACUAGUCAGGAUGUACAACCUGACAGAGCACUUCAUGACACUACCAAUGUUGAUCAACAGCCUCAACAAACAGGAAAGAUUCGCAUCAAGUCCAAUUUGAAAAGCAUUGCGUUCAUCCUCAACAAUGAUGGUGUUCGGCUUGCCACCCUUAGUCUCAAUACGGCAGACGUCGGGAUUUAUCUUGUUGGCCGAACUAUGUUGAUACAGUCUCGAAUCGGUAGUUUGACCUUGGUUGAUGAUGUCAACUUGGGUGCAUCAGCAAACUCUGAUCUUCGAAGACUUCUGACUAUUGAGGGAGAUAAUUUUGCAGAUUUCAAAUAUGAAACUUUCGACCCUGAAAGUCCAAACUAUCCCGGUUAUGACUCGGAGGUCUACCUGAGGUCUGGUUCGAUCAAAAUAAAUUUCCUCGAAGAGCCUUACCGGAAGAUCUAUAAUUUCCUGGUUAAAUUUGGCAAGAUGCGGGCUAUCUUCAAUGCUGCUCACCGGGCUGCCGCAAACCAAGCAAACCAGCUGCAGGAGAAUGCCUCACGCAUGCGCUUCGACAUCGUAGUAAAGACCCCUAUAUUAGUUUUCCCAAGGACUAUGAAGGAUGACCACCAGCGAGACACAAUCACAGCCCAUCUUGGAGAAAUAUAUGCCAAAAACACAUUUUUCCCACUCGAGGAUGACAAUCCAGGCCCAGCUGUGAAUGUGAUCACUACUGGUAUACGAAAUAUUCGCCUGACAUCGAAAUUCUACUUCGAGGGUGAUAUCUACGAAGAAUUAGAGAUGAUUCAAAAGGUGAAUCUUGACUUCAGCAUAUGCUAUCUCGAGCACCAAGCAAAUAAUCCCCGUCCUGAUUUAGAGGUCGAGGGCUCCGUGUCCCCAAUAAACCUGCGAAUAUCACAGAAUCAGCUGAAGUUCUUGUUGGAGCUUUCGAAAACCGUGCCUGGAGCUUUUACGACCGACGAAGAACAACAGGAAUUGGAAGCCAUGGAAGAUCUACGCUCGGCAGUUACGGAGCCAAGCGACGAUACUACCUUGACGACUGUCAAAGGAAAAGAAGGGUCAACAGGGAAAUACGCGGAUGAAGAGACAUGGGUGCGGCUUGAUAUGAUUUUCAAGGCGGAUAGCGUCGGUUUGGAGCUUAUCCUCGCAAAAGACAACGAGCCUGUGGGCUGCCUGGAAGAUGCUAGCUUGUCCAAAUUUUCUCUGAAUGACACGAGAGUCAAGCUACGUAUGUUAACGGAUGGGUCCUUGGAGUCUGAACUUCUAAUUCACUCGCUUUCAAUCCGCGAUAGCCGCAGCAAGGGUUCCAAUAAGUUCAGGAAAAUCAUGUCUCUCAUCAACAAUGAUGUCCAGCAGCAGUUCAUGGCCAGCAUUUCAAUGUCACCUGGGCCAGACAAACAUAUCAUUGCGAUGCUGACCAUUGACAGCCCCCGUAUCAUAUUUGCCUUGGACUAUCUCUCUGCUUUGCAGUCGUUCGCUGAAGCAGCUUUCGCCACCGAUCAGCCAGCAGAGGUCGAAGAAGAAAGCGAUAUAACCGAAGAGUCCGAAAGCAGGUCCAGCAUUAGCGCUAGCACCGACAGGAAUGCGAGCCCAUCACCGGCUCGGGACACUCCAGCUUCAGCCGGACAGAUGACCAUGUCCUGGAGAGCGAACCUCGUUGAUGCCCAAGUAAUCCUUAUCGCGAAUCCGACCAUCUCCCAUACAGAGGCCAUAGUUCUUGGAACAAAACAGGUUCUCUUUUCUCGUCAGAAUGUCUCGACGUUGCAGAUCAGCAAAGUCGGCAUGUUUCUGUGUCGCAUGGACAAGUUCGAAACGAGCAGGCUGCGAAUUCUGGAUGACUUUACUAUUGAAAUGACGAUGGAUAACCGCGCCCAAGAGAAAGGAUCUAGUUUGACUUCUAUCGACGUGCACGUCGAACCAUUGGUCUUGCGCCUUUCUCUUCGAGAUAUCCUAAUGGCGAUUCAGAUAGUAAACAAGGUCUCUGAAAUGAGAACUCGGGCCUCCAAUAGCGACACUGGAGAGGUGAUGAAAGUACAUGAUGGCAAUAACCAGAGAGCUAGAUCCUCCAAGAGGAGAUAUUCCGGAAAGAACCAAUCCUUGGCUGCAACUUCUUCCAAAGCUCAACGACGCCUAAGUGCGUCUGCAAAGACCCUCGAACCAGGACUAGCUCCACGUCGUUCAGUUGUUCUUAGGCGUGAAGAGUUGACUGCACAAAUUGAUGGUAUUCGGGUUAUUCUCAUUGGAAAUUUGCAUGAUCUUCCCCUGCUCGACUGGAGUGUCAAGAAAUUUACUGUGGAUGCUCGGGAUUGGUCCGCGGCGUUGAAUGCGGACACCAGUUUCGAUACUUUUGUCAAUGUCUACAACUUCUCCAAGUCAGCUUGGGAACCAUUGAUAGAGCCUUGGCAAAUGGGCUUCCACAUGGCGAAAGAAAUUAACCCAGAAGUCCUCUCUAUAGAUGUCUUCUCACACAAGACAAUGGAGCUUACACUCACGUCAGCCACUAUUGCCCUGGCAUCCAAGUCUUUCCAGUUUCUUUCCACGGACGAGGAUGUUCUAUCGAAACCUAGGGGUGCUGACGCGCCGUAUCGCAUUCGCAAUUAUACUGGGUUCGACCUUCGUGUCUGGGCUGAUGUCAAUGCAGGAGAAGAUGGGCCAGCCGCAAAGUUGACAGAUGGGGAGGAAUGUCCCUGGAGAUUUGAAGAUGCGAUCGCUGUGCGUGAGACGUUGACUCCGGAAGGCCAUACUGGAGUUGUAGGCGUCAAACUCGAAGGAAGCGGCUUUGACAGUGUUACCCAAAUCCGUGUUGCCCGGGAGGGCGAGACCGUGUACAACCUGCGGCCGAAAAAAGACAAUGUUCUUCACAGAUUACUCGUGGAAGUCAGAUUGGGUACGGACAACGUGAAGUAUAUUACCUUUCGCUCGCCGUUCCUUGUUGAGAACAACACACAGAUUCCAGUAGAGAUGGGCAUCUACAGCCCUCAAGACGGCCACCUUCUCAAGAUCGAGAAGAUCCUUCCUGGUGAUUCCCGACCUGCGCCUGUUGGAGCAGCGUACAUGCAUUCUGUUCUCCUCCGACCGGAUCAGGGCUUUGGUUAUGACUGGUCAGGCCAACAGCUUUACUGGAAAGACCUCUUACGGCGGCCAAACCGGGCGAUCAAAUGUAUGAGUGAAAAUGGCCAGCAAGCUCCUCCAUUCUACUUCCAGUCCAACGCUAUAUUUGACCCGAAAAACGCUCUCACCAACGUUUACCCUUAUAUGAGAAUUCGUGUCUCUGCUCCAGUUGAAAUCCAGAACUUGCUUCCAUAUGACUUCAAGUACCGUAUUUACGACAAGAAUACGAAAAAGGAUUGGACAAACUUCUUGCGAAAAGGUGGCAUUAGCCCCGUCCAUGUUGUUGAACUGUCUCAUCUACUCCUUCUUAGUAUUGAUUUGGAAGAUACUAUCUUCAGACAAAGCGAGUUUGCUAUCAUUAACGGGAAUUCGCAAGAUUUUAAGAGGGAGCAUGUGAUCUCAUUGAAGGACGACAAGGGCAAUCCACUGAAGCUGCAACUUUAUUACUUCAAUGUGCCUGAUAGCGGUGGCGCUUUCAAAGUGUCCAUCUAUAGCCCAUACCUCAUAUUGAACAGGACAGGACUUGAUAUGGAGAUUCAAACCAAGGGCUUUCUCCAGUCUGCAAGGUCUGCAGCCGGUCGUGGUUUGAGACCUGACCCAAAUAAUGGUGGACACACGCAACCUUACAUGUACUCUUAUUUGACAGAGGACAAGAAGAACCGGUCUCUUCUGAAAAUUGGUAACUCCGCUUGGAGCAAGCCGCAGAGUUUCGAAGCACUCGGUAGCACAUAUGAAGUCACCCUACCGGACCGGCAUGGAAGAUCAGAGCUGAACGUGGGAAUUUCUGUCGCUGAAGGUGAGGGCAAGUACAAAAUGACCAAGGUGGUCACUAUUGCUCCUCGCUUCAUUCUCAAGAAUAAGCUUAACGAAGAUCUUCUGGUCCGGGAGCCUGGUUCAUCUGAUGUGCUUUACUUCUCAAGCGGAGCACUGUUGCCUCUACACUUCUUGCGUCAAACACUGGAGAAACAGCUCUGUCUUUGCUUCCCAGGCGUGAACAAUCAAUGGUCUUCGCCUUUCAACAUAGCAGACAUUGGAACUGUCCAUGUGAAGCUGGCCCAGGCAAACCAACGCCAGAGACUUGUCAAAAUUGAUGUGAUCAUGGAAGGUGGAACACUAUUCCUGCACUUUAGCUUCGAAACGAGAAGCUGGCCAUUUUCCAUGCGCAAUGAGAGUGAUAUGGAGAUUUUCUUCUAUCAAGCUAAUCCGAAUGUGGAAGACGAAGAGGAAGAAAUAGCAACCGCUUGGAGGCCGAUCCGUUACCGUCUUCCUCCUAGAAGCAUUAUGCCAUAUUCAUGGGACUACCCGGCCACUAAGAACAAGUCACUUGUGCUUUCGUGCGGUGGCAAAUUGCGACAUGUCAGACUCGCUGAGAUAGGAAAUCAGAUACCGAUGAAGAUACCCCCGACGCAGCCUGGUGGACAGCAAAAGAUCAUCGACAUCAAUAUCGUUGCAGACGGACCUACUCAGACGCUUGUGUUGUCGAAUUUCAAGCCCUCGCAGAGUAUAUACAGACAAAAGAGCCAAACCGCUCAAACGAGUUCGACCAGCCUCGGUUUCGAGGUAAAGGAAGCGAGGUCAGAAGUCAACUUCAAAGCGCAACUUCGUCUUGGGGGCAUCGGCAUUUCCUUGGUCAAUCAGAAUUUGAAGGAGUUACUUUACCUUACACUCCGCGAUUUUGAGAUCAAAUUCAAAGAAUCGAGGCUGUACCAAACAUUGAACACUACGGUCAAGUGGAUUCAAAUCGACAAUCAACUCUACGGUGGCAUCUUUCCCAUCCUUUUAUAUCCCAGUGUGGUUGCCAAGACCGGGAAGGAAAUGGAGGCCCAUCCGAUUUUCCAGGCCAUGAUUGCACGUGUGAAAGACGACUCGUAUGGCGUCCUUUACAUCAAGUAUGCCACUUUGCUCUUGCAGCAAAUGACUUUAGAAGUCGACGAGGAUUUCAUUUUUGCAAUGUUGGACUUCCUCAAGGUCCCUGGCGCUUCAUGGACCGAAGAGCAUGAAGGAAAAUUGUGUGACGAAGAGCUACACAUUCCAGAGCCAAAGCAAGAAGCCGAAGGACAGGAUGUGUACUUUGAGCUUCUUCAUUUGCAACCGAUGCAACUGGAUAUAUCCUUUAUGCGCACAGAGCAUGUAAAUGCUGAGGAUACGAUGCAACCGUCUGAUCCUUUGAUGUUCUUCGUGAAUGCCAUGACUAUGUCCAUGGGAAAUGUCAAUGACGCACCCAUUCAGCUUAACGCUCUGAUAGUUGAGAACGCGCGAGUCUCCUUUGGAGUCCUUGCCAACAACGUUAUGAAACACUACACGCAGGAGUUCGUGCGCCAAAUCCAUAUUGUCCUUGGGUCAGCCGACUUCUUAGGAAACCCUGUUGGCUUGUUCAACACUGUCAGUUCUGGCGUGGCAGCAAUGUUCUAUGAACCGUACAAUGGACUAGUCAUGACCGAUCGGCCUUCAGAACUUGGCUACGGAAUUGCGAAAGGUGCCAAGAGCUUUGUUGUGAAAUCCGUCUUCGGCUUUUCAGAUAGUUUUGCAAAAUUUACCGGCAGUAUGUCCAAAGGUCUUGCCGCUGCAACCCUUGACAAGGAAUUCCAGAAUCAGAGGCGCAUGUCCAAGGCUCGCAACCGGCCCAAACACGCCCUGUAUGGUAUCACGGCUGGCGGUAGUGCGUUUGCAAACAGUCUCGCCAGCGGCAUCGGUGGUCUUGCACGACAUCCGCUUGAAGGGGCUGAAAGAGAAGGCCUGCAGGGCUUUUUCAAGGGCGUUGGACUUGGCGUCUGGGGCUUGGCUACAAAACCAGCGAUUGGAGCGUUUGAUCUUGCUUCAAAUCUAGCUGAGGGUGUUCGCAACACUACGACCGUCUUCGAUUCUGACGGUCUGGACCGUGUCCGCCUUACCCGCUUCAUUGGACUCGAGGGAAUCGUGCGCCCUUACUCCCAACGUGAAGCGCUGGGCCAGUUCUGGCUGAAGACCACUGAUGAUGGGGCCUACUUUAACGAAGACUACAUCGCGCACCUGGAACUUCCUGGUAAAGACCUGAUGGUCAUGUUGACGUACGGUCGAAUAAUGCUUGUGCGAACCAAGAAGCUCCAAACGGAGUGGGACAUUCGAUUGACGGACAUCCAAAUCAUCUCCAAGGAGAGAACCGGCAUGAGCAUUACACUUAAGGGCGGUGCCAAUGGCCCAUUUAUCCCAGUACAGGAUGAGGCUUCGAGAAAUUGGCUGUACAAACAAAUUGCUAUAGCUGUGAAUGCAUUUAAUGAGAAACAUAACAACACGCGUGGCUAAGAUGAGCGAACUCACCAGGAACUGUUCAAAGCAACAGCUUGAAAUAUCAACUGGUAAUGAUGUUACGUGAAAGCAUGACGAUUAAUUUCUACUCCUAAACUUAAUUCGCUCUAUGGUGCUUACUGUAUUUAAUUGCUUACCUGUGGGAAGGUUGGAAUUGGAUUAGAUGAGUGUCAAUGGGUCUUGGAUGGUAUAUGGAAUGGAGAUAGACCUGGUGUCAGGGACUAUAGAAGACAAUCGCCGGCGGUUUUCCUCCUUUUCAUUAUUAGGAUAAUGUGUAUAUAGAGAGAAAUAAGAGUGAUGCAGCUUUCCAAUCUUGCAGAUAUUCAUUGAUGCCGCUAUGUCCGGAGGGUCUGAUGCCUAGAAGCUCAUGUAUUUAAACCAGUCAAGAAUAG